GAGUGCGGCCCGCAGCAGUAGCAGUGGCGCUGGCGGUGACGGCAGCGAGCGGCCGAUGGAUCGCGCGGCGGGCGAGAGGGCGCCGCUGCUGGGCGCGCGGCGGGCGGCGGCCUCGGCGGCCGGGGCGUUCGCCGGGCGGCGGGCGGCCUGCGGCGCCGUGCUGCUGACCGAGCUGCUGGAGCGCGCGGCCUUCUACGGCGUCACGUCGAACCUGGUGCUGUUCCUGAACGGGCCGGUGUUCGGCUGGGAGGGCGCGCAGGCCAGCCAGGCGCUGCUCAUCUUCAUGGGCCUCACCUACCUGGGCUCGCCCUUCGGCGGCUGGCUGGCCGACGCGCUGCUCGGCCGGGCGCGCGCCAUCCUGCUCAGCCUGGCGCUCUACCUGCUGGGCAUGCUGGCCUUCCCGCUGCUGGCCGCGCCCGGGUCCCGCGCCGCGCUCUGCGGGCCCCUGCGCCCGGUGCGCGUGCUCAACUGCUCGGCGCCCUACCCGAACGGCACGGCCGCCUGCCCCGACGAGGCCCCGCGCCGCUGUGCGCUCGCUACCUUCGCGGGGCUGGCGCUGGUAGGCCUCGGCGUAGCCACUGUCAAGGCCAACAUCACUCCUUUCGGCGCCGACCAGGUCAAAGAUCGCGGACCAGAGGCCACCAGGAGGUUUUUUAACUGGUUUUACUGGAGCAUUAACCUGGGAGCCAUCCUCUCACUGGGAGGCAUUGCCUACGUGCAGCAGAACGUGAGCUUCUUCACCGGCUACCUCAUCCCCACCGUGUGUGUGGCUGUGGCCUUCGUGGUCUUCCUCUGUGGCCAGAGCUUUUUCAUCUCCAAGCCCCCUGAUGGCAGCGCCUUCACGGAUGUGUUCAGGAUCCUCGCAUACUCGUGCUGCUCCCAGGGGCGCCGUGGAAUGCGCCCAAGCAGCAGUGAAGGCCUUGGCGUCUUUCAGCAACCUUCUAAACAAAGUCUGUUUGAUUCAUGUAAGAUGUCUCAUGGAGGGCCGUUCACGGAAGACAAAGUGGAAGAUGUGAAAGCCCUGGCCAAGGUCGUGCCCGUGUUCUUGGCUCUGAUCCCUUACUGGACAGUGUAUUUCCAAAUGCAGACCACAUAUGUCCUACAGAGUCUGCACUUGAAGAUUCCAGAAAUCUCAAGCGUUACAACCAACCCGCACACGUUCCCCGCGGCCUGGCUCACCAUGUUCGACGCGGUGCUCAUCCUCCUGCUCAUCCCGCUGAAGGACAGGCUAGUGGACCCCAUCCUGCGGAGGCAUGGCGUGCUGCCGUCCUCGCUGCGGAGGAUCGCGGUGGGGAUGUUCUUCGUGAUGUGCUCCGCCUUCGCGGCGGGAAUCUUGGAAAGCAAAAGGCUGGACCUGGUGAAAGAGAAAACCAUCAACCAGACCAUCGGCCACGUGGUUUACCACGCCGCGGACCUGCCCAUCUGGUGGCAGGUGCCCCAGUACGUGCUCAUCGGCAUCAGCGAGAUAUUCGCCAGCAUCGCGGGGCUGGAGUUUGCGUACUCGGCCGCCCCCAAGUCCAUGCAGAGCGCCAUCAUGGGCCUGUUCUUCUUCUUCUCGGGCGUCGGGUCCUUCGUGGGCUCGGGGCUGCUGGCACUGGUGUCUGUCAAGGCCAUCGGAUGGAUGAGCAGCCACACGGACUUCGUUCACGUGAGGAUGCUGCGGAUGUGACCCGAGUCCAGUGCAGGUCCACAGUGGGAUGCAGCUGCGUAUCUACGACUUGGCACAGGUAGACACGCGUGCGCUGGUGACGGCCCCAGGUACGGAUGGAAACCUAGGAAGACCACUCGGCACAGACGCAGGCUGCUUGCGUGUGCUGGCUUGGCUGUCUGCCUGCCGUGGUUGCUGAGGUCUCACACAGGUGCCUUCUGCAGCGUGGGGACCCCACCCGUGAGAAUCUCCAAAGCGCGUUAAGAGAAGGUGCUUUAGAUGGCAGUGUGUGAGCCUUUCAUGAUGUAAGUCCCCCAGCUCGAUAGUUCUCAAAAUUGUCUUAUUUCUUUAACCUGUUUUCCAAUCUGUUCUCUCUUUUGUGAGCUCGUCUUUUUGCCUGGAUUUUAGGAAAAGUCUUCCAGUUUCUAGUCAUACGGUUGUGGUUUUGUUUGUUUGUUUUUGGUCUCUUUUGAGGCAGGAUUUCAUUACAUGGUUCAGGCUGGCUUUGAACUUGGCUGGCUCCAAACUCAGGGAGAUUCUCUUGCCUCAGCCUCCCGAUUGCCGGGAUCACAGGCAUGGGCCUUUGUGUUUGUCUUUAAAGUUUCUUUCUGUUAGUUUCCUUUUUGAGACAGAGCCUUGCUUUGUGGUCCGGGGUGACCUUGCACUCACCAUACAGCCCGGGCUGGCCUCAGAUGCCUGGCAAUGCUCCUGCCUCAGCCUCCUGAGUGCUGAGAUCACAGGAGUCACCUCCACAGCCCACCUUUGCCUUUCCAGGUUCAGAGCGCUGGGUACCUGGUUGUCUCUGUGCUCGGCUUGUGUCCUAGUGUAGCUGCUUCACAGUGACAGUGACAGUUUCCUGGCUGCGCCCCUUUCCGCCAGAUGUUUCUGCUUCUUGGCUUUCUAACCACAGCUCUGUCUGGGUGCUUCCUUCACCACCUGGAGCAGGUGCCAAGUUUCCGGGUGCCCAGCUGAUUACUGUUAGACCUCAGACACCUGAGAUCGCCAGUUUGGGCAGCAGACGAGGUCCUGCUUUCCUGGGCGGCCUCCUGAGAUUCCCCGGUGUCCAGUGAUGCUGUGCAUUUUCCUUGGGCCGGUCAGCACAGGUCAGUGGGUGGAGAAAAAAGUGAAGCGGGGGAUUAGUGGGGGAACUGGUCCCACUGUCUGCUCCUCCUCAGCACCCUCCUCUCCCUGCCCCUCCCAUGCACGGUGGGUGCCUGCAGCCCCCUCCCGGCCCCUCUGGGGAGCAAAUCCGGGUGCCGCUCAUGCUGGUCCCGGGCAGGAAGGUUAGCUCUGCUGGCCCAGGCCACACAGCUCCGAGAAUGCAGGUGCGGGAGGGCUCUGUCUCGGUCUCUGUCUCUGUCUCUGUCUCUCCUCUCUGCUCUCACCAUUGUGUGAGCUAUUUCUGCUUCUCAUUAAACUGCUCCCCAUGAAGAGGAACCUCCUGCGUUAUCGGGGUGCCCGUGAAUGCCCUGCAGCGCUGGCCCUGAGGUGGCACAGGCCCUGCUUGGAAGGUGCCAGCAGCCCCUGGUUUGGGACAGCAAGAGGGACGGGUCUUUCCUCGAGCAAGGCCCUCCACGCGGGGUCUGCCUUGGCCACUGAGACCCAGGACCUCACCUGGGCCUUGAAACACGCGUUCACUCCAAGUUCAAAUCCAGAUACCGGCAGGGAGCGUCCUUCCGGCCCCCGCACCACCUUGUCCUUCGUGGACACACAGUGUCCCUGCUCCAGCCUCUGCGGGUGCCAAGCUGGGGGCUCACAGACUGCUCCCCAGUCGGACUGGGCUGGCCUUUGAUGAGUAGAGGACAGUGAGCCCCUGCUGAGUGACCCCCGAGGUUGAGUCACAAAAGGCCUGCAUGGCCAGCAGCGGUGGCGCACACCUGUAACCUCGGCACCUGGGGAGGCUGAGCGGGAGGGCCGAAAGUUCAAGGCCAGCCUGGCCAACUUAGUGAUUUAGCAAGAGCUUGCCUGAAAAUUAGAAAUUAAACAAGGAGUAGGGAUGUAGCUCAGUGCAAAUGUCCUGGGUUCAAUCCCAGCAACACACACGCAUGCACACACACUCACAGAGGCUCAAGGCUUAAUGUGGCUCCAGUUCACUGCCCACCUGGCCAUCUUGCUCUGCCUUGGAAGCUGUGAUGUAGGGAGCCAUGCAGCCACUCUGUGACCAUGAAGUAUUGGGGAGCUGUGGGGAGCCGUGGGAAGUGCAGUGAUCAAAUUCACCUGGCCUGAAUGUUGGGUUCUGAACAGAACCAAUAGGCAGAGCUGCUGCUGAGGGUCCGGGCCAUGGGAAGAGACCCUGUGAGAGACCAUGGAGACCCUUGAGGUUUGUGAGGUACUGUGUGGGGAUGUGUAUUGGGCAGAAGAUGGGUCAGAGGCCAGGCGCCCUCCUCCGCCUACCCCAUCGCCUGGUGGCCAAUCUCAUGACCCGCUGAGCCCUGGCUUCCAGUGUGAAGACUGGGCUCAGGCCGUGUCCCACCUCUCAGUAGAACUAUCCCCACAUGCCCCGUUGUAGAGGGAGAGACCAGCGUGCCCAGCGGCAGCCCCCUCCUCCUCCAGGCGGGGCCUCACAGCCUGCCUCAGUGCGGUGGGGGCUGGGCCUGAGAUGGAGGGGGCCAUAUUGGUCACCAGAGUUGCUUGGGGUGGAGUCUGGGUGGCCACCGGGGUCCCUGGGACACCAGCGGCUCCUGGCUUCACGGGAAGCUGGUGGCCCUCCCUCCCUGUGCCCUGGAGAUGGCCAUGCCUCAGCCUCAGAGAGCGCUCACAGUGGAAACCAUCCUGACCCGUGGGUGCCCCGUCCCACACAGCUGUCCUUAACACGCAGGGAUUCGUGCCCCCCGCUGCUUCCCCCUCUGCCUUCAGCCCUGGGCAGCCUCUCCACAACAGUGGUGAAUCCUGGGGGGCAGAGCCCUAAGUUCCACAGCCUUUGGGUGCUGUGUGGCUGAGAUUCACCCCCAGAAGUUUGCGUGCUGGACUUCAGAAGCUUCGGGCAAUGCUGCAGAGCAGGCAGCUGGGCGCGGGCACCUGUCUGCCAUCCUAGCAGCUGGGCAGCUGAGGCUGCAGGACCGCUGUGAGCAGGAGCUCAGCCUGAGCCACACAGCACGGAGACCCUGAAAAAGCAAACAUGCAAUCAGUCAUUUUGAUACCAAUUAGAUGUCAAAAGGGUGCUAGCUUAGGUACACUGCAUUCAAUAAAACAUUAGGUCAGAUUUCUUUUCUUUUCUUUUUUCUUUCUUUUUUUUUUUUUUUUUUGGUCCUUUUGAGACAGCAUCUCACUAUGCAGUUCAGGCUGGCCUUGAGCUUGUUUUUUAGCCCAGGCUGGUCUGGAACUGGCAACAAUCCACCUGCCUCAGCCUCCCGAGUGCUUGGAUUACAGGAGUGAACCAGCACGCCUUUUUUUCCCGUAACAUUUUAGCAUGGCUUCAGGAAAUGUGAGCUUGCACACGGGGUCACAGUCCCUUCUCAGCGGGCAGCCAUGCAAGGGUUGGAAUCUGAGCCUUGGUCCCAUGCAGUUCUGCUUAGGACAGGCAGGGUCUCUGCCCUGCCAGGAUUUCUGGGUUAUUGGAAGCAGCACCUCUUAUCAAGGGUUCACCCAAGAUAGCAGUAGACUAAACCAGACUGGUUAGAGGGAGCUGGCACAGCUUUCCGGGGUGCUUGUGGGGUGCCGGGGGGGUGAAAAAACAGAGCCACGAGCUCUCCCCCGCCCCCCGCUGCUCCUGUCCCCCGCUGUUGGCCUGAUCAGCUCCAGAAAGGGUGGGUGGAGCUAGGUCUGCCUUCUUUGUCAUUUUCCAUUAAUUAAGUUUAUUAGAACAUUGUAGGGACACAUAAUGAUCACAUUCAUCACAGGGAGUUUGUACCUGUACCUGAUUUAUCUAUGUAGCCCGGGUGGCCUCAAAACCAGGGAUCCUCCUGCCUCAGCCUCCCAAGCGCUGGGGUUAGAGAUGCGUACCACCAGGCCUGUGUGCACGAUCUUCUUGAUUCUUUUUUUCCCCAUUCCCCUUCCCUCCCUCCAACCCCUCCGGGUGCACCCACUGGAGCUGGAAGGGCUCCAGUUUAGUUUCUUUAUGCCUGAGUAGUCCAAAAAGCCCCACACCUUCUUUAUCCGUCCGUCAGCUGAUGGGCUCUUGGGCUGUUUCCAAGACUAAUGAUCACAAACUGUAAGGCCUUCAUUCUCCACGUCACCCCGUGGGAUCAGGGGCAGUGGGUGUGCCCUGCAUGACCAUCAGCAUUUGAGUAAUGCUAAGUCAAGACCAUAUAGCGUCAGAUGCGUUGGUUGGUUCCCUAAAAGGCAGCACUGGGAAUAGGAAUUCUGAGGUGCCUUAGGUGCCGGCUGUCAUGAGAGUCCAGUGCCAGCUGGCACGGGCGCCCCAGCCCGGUGCCACCUCCUUGCUGUCCACACAAAGGUGCUCCUGAAUGUCGUAGUUCAGGACUAGCCAGGUGAUCACUUCUUAUACAAAUGUUCAAUUCUCGGAGUCUCAUAUUCACGAGAGGUGCGGUUACGUUUUGUGUAAUAACUUGGUUUCUGUGAAGGCAGACAUACCCCGAAACCCAAUCAAAGACUUCGCUAACGCCUGGAGAGGGUGGGUGGCCGUGGGUUGUGAUGCACAUGGAAAACGAUGGGUGGGGGCACCCCAACCCGCUCCUCGGGCCCCUCAGGCCCAGCCAGAGUGGCCUGGGAGGGUCAGGGAAUAGCUGAGUACUGCCCUCAGGGCGCCCAGCACUCCCAGCACAAGGCCACGGCCUCCUGCAGCCCGUGGCGCCCAGGCGCAUCCCUGGGGAGAGAGGGGAAAGGUUUUGGGUUGGUUGGAAUUCAAUUCUCCUUCCUGAAGGUAAAAUCUUCAGGAAAAAUCUUUCCAGUGACAGGAAAAAAACAACAAAAAUUCUAUUUUUUAUACCACCUGAAUUUGGAAAUUGAAAUCACCCAGACAAAAGUUUUCCUAUUUUUAAGUAUUUUGAGAUUUUUUUAAAAUUUGGAAGCCCGUUUGCUUUUAUCACAGUCAUUUGAGAGGAAGCUAAAGAUUCUAGAAACAUCUCUGUCAUCAUGCAGAGAGUAAGCGGUGAGUCGGGCGCUGUGCGUGCUGUGCCGUUUCUGAUCUCUGCCCGCCUCUCCCCUGCAGCUCUCCUGCCUCAUGUGUUAAUCCGAUCAGACUGGGAAAUGCCUGACCCCACUGCUGCUGGUCCUCGGGGCUUAUGGGAAUUCAGGGCCAGCUGUAAUCUGAUUUUAUCUUCCCAGUAUGAAGCUGCCCCACCAGCAAACCCUUCCUCCCCCCAGUAGGAAUUCAGAGAGCACCCAGGGGAGCAGAGCUGUUCGCUAAAGAGCCAGGGAAUCCCCAGUCCAUGCAGGAGUGCGCUCUGCUGAUCCAGGACUCUCCACAGGGGUCUGUCCUCCCGGGAAAUGGACGGGCCACCUGCCUGUUGCAUCCAUUUGCUCUGAUCUCUUUGAUGUUUUGAGACAAAGUCUUACCACGUAGCCCAGGCUGACUGCAAACUCACAGAGAUCCUCCUGCCUCAGCCUCCUGAGCGCUGGGAUCACAGUGUGCACCACCACGCCUGGCUCUUGGUCUUUCUCUUGAUCAGUUGGCCGGUGCUGAUUGUUUUGUGUCUUGGACUGAAGUCUACCCUAAGCAGAACCUGGGACAAGGGUCUGGGGACAGGUGAUUUAUUGUGCAGUUAUUUCAUGUUGGUCCUGGGGAAGGCGGGCAGGUCACAGAGCCCUGGCGGGCAUGGCCGGGGUGAAGGGUGUCCUUUCUCAGGUCUGUGUCCUGUCACACCUCAGAGCGUGCUAAUGGAGGCUUUGCAGAUGUAAUUAAUGAAGAUAACUAACCACACAGGGUUAGUGUGGCCCUGAAAUCCAAGGCCAGGGGUCCCUGUAGGAGGAGUGAAGGGGACACAGAGAGACACUUGGGGUGGACGGAAGUGGGGAGGAGCAGCCACGGCCUCGGAGCCGGGGCCUGCAGGGGCCUUGGACUCUGCAGUGUGAUCUUCAUCUGUCUCUGGAGGGAGCGCCCAGGAGAGGCCGGGUUCCCGGUGUCCCCCAGUUUGUCCCCGGCAACUGCAGAGUGAAUGCAGCAGUGUUUUCCAACAUGGCUGACAGAGUGUCCCCUCCGUGACUGACGUCCAGCUGCCAAGGUGGUGUCCCUGGCGAGAACUGGGGUGGCACUCUCACCAGGACCCUGCAAGCUGGUGCACAGGCUGCAGCUUGGGUGGGGGGUCUGGACCCCGCCCGGGGAGCCUGCACACCAGGAGGAUCGCAUGGCGCUACCACAAGACACUUAGCUGCCAAAGGUGAGAGCGAGUCACAGUCCAGCCUCGGGGUCCAGCACCCGGGCGUGGUGAGGCUGGGCAGCUGUGGCCAGGUCUGGACAUCUGGGUAUAGUCAGGAGACCUGUUCCCACCCUGCGGUCCCCACCUGCCCUGAGAGCUGCUGCGCCUCCCCAGCGAGGGACCCACGAGAGGACCCCGAUUCUCCCCUGUGGCAUCUUGGUCCCAGGCACUGCUCACGCCUGUGAGCAUCUGUUGAGUGACUAGAGAAAUGUACGCAGUCCUCUCUGCCACAGCUGUCCUGUCUGCAUCCAGGCUUUUCUGUCCCCACAGCACCGAGUCCUCUCUCUGGGCCCAAAGGGACACAAGCCCUCUCCCGUGUCCCCACAGUCUAAGAGACCCGAGCUUUCCUCUCAUGGUGCAAGCUGGAUUUUAUAAAAAUCAGUGAAAUUCCGAAGCCCUGCAACUCUUUCUCCCAGAUGCCCUCUUUGACAGGGGACACACACACACACACACACACACACACACACGCCUCCUGGACAGAGCAUUUUGGUCUGCGGGAAAUAAAUCGACAUGUCGUGAUUGCCUGGUUCCGGGAA
Cavia porcellus (domestic guinea pig) is the source of this 8501-nucleotide messenger RNA. It is a transcript of the gene Slc15a4, whose product is annotated as solute carrier family 15 member 4. Gene Ontology annotation, biological process: dipeptide import across plasma membrane; histidine transport. The record is from RefSeq and is a predicted model, not a curated record. NCBI's taxonomy places the organism in Eukaryota, Metazoa, Chordata, Mammalia, Rodentia, Caviidae. Gene Ontology annotation, cellular component: membrane. The coding region runs from base 56 to 1669 and encodes 537 amino acids. The transcript is spliced from 8 exons. Gene Ontology annotation, molecular function: dipeptide transmembrane transporter activity; L-histidine transmembrane transporter activity.